CGGCGAUAGAGGUUGCUCUCCCCAACACCAUACAGGACAGAAGAAGUAAAUAACGAGCGUGGUCAGUGUUUUUUUUUCUUUUCUUUUUUUUUCUUUUUCUUCUUUCCUCUUCCUAUCUUCGUCGUAGAGCAGAAGUCCUCGCAACGACAAGCAUCUGUCUUAACCCCCGCGGCUUUGCAUGCGGCGCACAGUUAAGCGCGAGAGCCCAAAGAGACAGCGGAGGGAACGGAAGUUUGGAAAGCUCGGGAGCACUAGGAGUGAAUGGUUGAACCCAGCCCCCCAGCGCUGCAUCUCUAUGCCAACGGGGAUGUCAGCAUGGGUGUCGGUGUUAAAUUGGAAAAAGAGGAGCCUGGCGAAGGGUGCGGCGCCAUUACCAGUGUUGAACCAGCUAAAACAUCCCUUUCGCGAGAUUGGCCAGGAAAUCAGCCGGUGGAGGUCCGCCAGCUCACCCCACCCCUCUCCCGUUCCCCUUCGGAGGGCUCCCCAGGUAAGGAGCUGAAUGAAGUAAUGCCGACCAUUGAGAAGCUGCUGAAAUGCCGACUGGAGGAAACUCUGGAUAAAAGCUGUGUGGGGGCAGGACAACUCAAAGGUACCCCGGAGUCCCUAGCAGAGAAGGAGCUCCAGCUGUUGCUGAUGAUAAACCAGCUGAGUGGUUUGAGGGAGCAGCUUCUGGGGGCACACUCAGAGCAGAGGAAUAUGGCCGCGCUGCUCUUGGAGAAACAGCAGCAGCAGAUGGAGCUGGCCCGGCAGCAGCAGGAGCAGAUAGCCAAGCAGCAGCAGCAGCUGAUCCAGCAGCAGCACAAGAUCAACCUGCUUCAGCAACAGAUCCAGGUGAACAUGCCCUAUGUGAUGAUUCCAGCUUUCCACGCCAAUACCCAUCCCCUCCCGGUCACCUCUGACCCCCAGAUGACCCUUCCCCUGCAGCCAAUCCCCUGCAAGCCAGCAGUGGACUAUCCCAUGCAGCUGCUGCCAAAUCAUCACUCCACCCCCGUCAGGAGGAGCGGUGGCUCCACCCGACAGGAAGCCAGUCAGCCCUUGAACCUGACCUCCAAGCCGAAGGGGCUGGAGCUGGGGAAAACGCCCAGCCCCCAGAACUUUGAGCUGGGAUCAUUAGCGCUCCAGGGCGCCUACAGACCCAGGGACAUCCAGAGAGAGUUGUCUCACAGUCCCCCACGUUCUGCCCUGAGUUUCUUAGGAGAAGGUGACGUUGUUACUCAGGCGAUCCACGAUGCCCAGCAGCUCCUGAGGAGCCAGGGAACCAGGGAGACAGAGAGGGAGCGGGAGAGAGAUCGAGAGCGGGGCAGAGAGAGGGACGGCUCCAGCAAGAUAGAGUACAAGGAGACUGUGCGAGGUGAGCGGCUACUCCACGCUGAGCGCAGUGAAGACAUGCAGGUUCUUAGAUCCAAUGAGGAUCACCUCAGCAGUGACUCUGAGGGUCCACUGUCAGCCUCCGGUACGGGGAGCUAUGUAGAGGCCCGGCCCCCACCCUCCUCUGGUCACAUCAAGAGGCCCAUGAAUGCGUUUAUGGUUUGGGCCAAGGACGAACGCAGAAGGAUCCUCCAGGCGUUCCCCGAUAUGCACAAUUCCUCCAUCAGCAAGAUACUGGGGUCCAGGUGGAAGGGCAUGUCUAACCAGGAGAAACAGCCCUACUAUGAGGAGCAGGCUCGGCUGAGCAGGCAGCAUCUGGAGCGCUACCCUGACUACAAAUACAAACCCCGUCCCAAAAGGACCUGCAUCGUGGAGGGCCGAAGACUGAGGGUGGGCGAGUACAAGGCGAUGAUGAAGAGCCGCCGGCAAGAACAGAGAGCAACGUAUGCUCACAGCCAAUCAGAGCCUCAGCAGAUACACUAUGCCCCCAGCGACGGCCCAUACCCGGGCGGUACCGGCUCAGUGUCUGUGGCAACCAUGCCGUUUCACCCUGCGAUGCUGGAGCAUUACCUGCCCCAAGUCCCGCCCCCACGGCGAACAGAGGGACAAGCCACCCCCACUCCUCUCCCCAGAGAGAGGGAGCAAGAGAGGGAGAGAACCCCGUACAGCGAAGUAGAGGAGAGUGACGGAGGAGAGAGGAGUGAGGGAGAGCUGGUGCUCCUGACAGACUGAGAGGAGAUGGGUUAUGAAUGAGGGAAGAGCGGGGAGCGCUUUUCAUUGACUGACCACAUCAGAGAGAGGACGGCGUAAACAGAGAGAGGGAUUGAGUCUGCAGUGAAUGGGAAGUCUAUCCUUCUGCCUGACAAAAGUGAAGAGAUUUGGUGACAGAGGAGUUGUACUCUCUCCCAUGUAAAUUAGUUCAACCUCCCAUCUAUCCCACCAAAGCGCACGCCGCGCGCGCGCACACACACACACACACACACGUGCGCGUGCUAGCGCCCCCCCCCCCCCGUUACCUUUGUUUAUAUCAACAGCUGUUUAGUGUUAGGAUAAUGCUGUAGAUCUAUCCUUUAAUGCCUUACUCCUCAGUUAUCCAUCCUAAUGUUGACCUUGUGUAGCUACGGCUGAGAGUUGUACAACCGCUAUUUGUCCAGACCAUGUCUAUUAUUGCUUUUUGUUAAAUCAGACAUUAUGCCAGCACUUCAUGUUAAUUCAUGAAUGGAGGCAGACAGUUAUGUUAAAAGCGUCUCUGCAACCUUACAGGCGCUAUAAAAUAGAGCUGGGUGCGAUCAGUAUGCGAGUGCUGCCCCCUGCUGUUGAGAUUGAGAACAGCGCCAAACAAAAUUUCAGUCUGCCUAACGGAGUAUGCAACAGGAUGUUGGAACUUAAUACUGCAUAUUUGGAGCUAACGUUCAUAAACAGAAAAGUAUUUUAGCUCUAAGAUUAUGUUGAUUCUAAGGUGAUUGUUUAACCCAACCCUUAUUGCUCUGGGGAUUUAGCCCUUGUAUUACUGCCCAUACUACCUCUCUGGUCCUUCCCUGUCUGUCAGCUUUUCCAGACUGCACUUUGACUGAAGCCUUUGCCCUGUGUUUUUUUCAACAGCGCACACCAACUCCCUUCUUCUCCUCUAGCUAUGCUAGUGCCAGAUAGAGGGAAAUGGUGUGUCUACAAAUAUAAAGGCAUAAAAGACACAACGUGAAGUGAAGAGUAGAGGUAGUCGAUCAUGUGCCAUGGAGAGUCAUGUGUACACAGGUUUGCUUUCCAACCCAGCGCUACACCAGUUGAUUUCACUAGAACUCCUACCUAAAACGGCCAUGGGCGGUCAAAAUGACGGCCGGUUUUUAAACGCUAUAUUCUGUCAUGAUAAUACCCAAUUGAGAUAUUAAUGCAUUGGAUAUGUUAGUAUGUCUGUUAGGAAACGACUGACACCAAAAAUUAACAUUUUAACAACUAUAAUACUAUUUUUAAAUAAGUUAAACUUCAGAGACACAUGGUCGAAUUUGAAUAGCAAAAUUGAAAAAUUGGAAAUAUUGCCCGAAAAACAAAACAGAAAACACAUAUUGCCAAUCUAACAAACGUAAAAAAAGAACUGAAAAUAACCAUUGAAACAGUCCCAAACAAUGACCGGAACUUAAAAAAAAAACAACACCUUUAACCAGACAGGGGAGGACGAGUGUAGUGUUGGGUUGAAAGAAAACCCUCCUAUUGAACCGGUUGUUGCACUUAAAUCCACAAUGAAAUCCUUCUCCCCUCCCACAUCACACCCUUUCCAUACUUGCUAUUUGUGUGUGCGUGUGUGUGCGUGUGUGUACUUGUACCAAAUCCGUUUCCUUUUGUAGGCUGACCUCAACCUUGCCUUUUUUAUGUACCUCUUGAGUGUGCCUCUGAGUGUUUUUUGAUUAAGGUCGUGUUGAGCACCUUGUGUCCUUGUGCACAGUUGUCUCUCCUCAACCCCGCGGGUGCAGUCGUUUCUUUGGAGAUGCAGCCAGCCGCGCCCCUCGACGAAUCAGUCAGCCUCAGAUUGAGGGUGAGGCCGGGCUCUAUCCAAAUGGGCUUUAGCGUUCUCCUCUUCCCCUUGUUAUCGUUCACCGUCCCGCUCCAUGGUGGUCUGACAGGAAAAAAGCAAAUCCUCCACAGUUCUGAAAAAAUAACUGCGUAGGAUUUGCGUUUUUCAAUUGCACUGGAAAAGGAAGUAACUGUUAAUUUUAAGGAUGCACUUGUGAAUCCCUCUUUGGUGUCCACAGAGGUGGUAAAAGGGUCAGAUGAUGGUUUUGGGGGAUUUUUUUUUAAUGUCCUGGAAACAGUUGUUGCUUUCAUGAUGCUGUAUGUAUAUACCACAUGUGCUGACAUGGGGGUCAAUCCAUCUUUUGCUGACUGCAACUCCUGAUCAUUCAUGGAAAAAAAGAUAGCGUUAACCCCAGCACGGUGCACAUCCUACUGAAGGAGGUUCCCUUCCCCGCUUCGCAAUGCGCAGAGCAAAUAUGCUGGGUUUGUGUACAAAAAUAAAUAUCAGACAAAACUGUUUUAUCUUAUUUUAGUGGAGACACGCUGAGGCGUCACCUAUUGUCACCCCUGCUGAUGUAAAUAUAGAUAGACUUUAUUUUGUUUAUAAGAGCCUGUGUAAUUUAACGGUGUACAAUUUCUGUAUGUUUUCCAAGUUUUGUGAGUUUGUUUUUUGAAAGAUAAUAAAUCGA
This is a messenger RNA of Lampris incognitus (smalleye Pacific opah), 4562 nucleotides long. RefSeq names its product transcription factor SOX-13-like. Lineage: Eukaryota; Metazoa; Chordata; Actinopteri; Lampriformes; Lampridae. Gene Ontology annotation, cellular component: nucleus. Gene Ontology annotation, molecular function: DNA-binding transcription factor activity, RNA polymerase II-specific; RNA polymerase II cis-regulatory region sequence-specific DNA binding. Gene Ontology annotation, biological process: regulation of transcription by RNA polymerase II; cell fate commitment. The record is from RefSeq and is a predicted model, not a curated record.